AUGAGCAUACUGCAGCGAAUCACCAGUGAAAACGCAUCGGAUGUCCGCCGCAAGAAGCAGCCGCUGGUGCUGAAGAAGAUUAGCGACUCGUUUAUCGAGACCUUUUUGCUGUUCAAGGACAAUCUGUCAUUGCGCGAGCAGUAUGUCAACUACUAUGGCGAUAUCAGACUCGGCAAGGUGCUCGAGGACCUCGACCGUUUGGCUGGGGCCGUCGCAUACAAGCACGCGUCUGACGCCAAUGGCGAUCUGGCCCCGAUCGUCUUUGUUACGGCUUCCGUCGACCGUAUUGAUCUUAAGACGAACCUGAGCCCGAACAAAAACUACCGCAUUUUUGGCACUGUGACAUAUGCUGGCUACAGUUCACUGGAGAUCUGCAUCCAGGCGCAGUCAGUUCCGGCGCCUGGUGAGACUGCAGACCCAGAAUCCAACCUUGUUGGGCGCUUUACCAUGGUCGGACGCGAUAAGUACACAGGCAAGGCCUCGCAAGUUAACCCACUGCUGCUGGAGGAUGAGAGCCAGCGGAGGCUUGUCAAGGUGUCCGAGCAGAUUAAGGAGCACAAGAAGAAGGCUGCAGAGUCCGAUCUGUCCAAGCGGCCACCCAGUGCAGAGGAGCGUCUGGUCAUCCACCAGCUGUGGCUCGACACCAGCAAAUAUCAGGGCAGCAUGUACGGGUUGCACGUCAGUCCACCAUCAGACAUAGUGUGGUUGGACCAGACCACCAUGGAGUCAGUCACAGUGUGCUUCCCAUCUGAGCGCAAUGUGCACAACAAGAUAUUUGGAGGCUAUCUCAUGCGUCUCGCACAUGAGCUGUCGUUUGCCAAUGGGUCUGUCUUUACAAAGUCCCGCCCAUCAUAUGUUUCACUGGACGACUUUUCGUUCAAAAAACCCGUCAAUAUUGGCUCCAUUUUGCGCCUCAAGUCGCAGGUCGUUUAUUCAGAGCCCGAGAGCAAGACGUUCCAGGUCGCCGUCUCUGCUGAUGUCAUCGACAACAUGAAGAACUCAACAGAGCGCACUAACACUUUCUACUUUAACUUUUGCUGCCCCAGUGGUGUUGUGCGCCGUGUUGUGCCCCGCUCGUAUGAGGAUAUGAUGAAGUAUCUGGAGGGACGUCGCCGUGCGCAGACGGGCAAAAUCAUCUCCAAGCUGCAGAGUGCAAUGCAAAAACAGUAG
Kickxella alabastrina is the source of this 1170-nucleotide messenger RNA. Its product is annotated as HotDog domain-containing protein. The transcript has a single exon. Gene Ontology annotation, molecular function: fatty acyl-CoA hydrolase activity. Lineage: Eukaryota; Fungi; Kickxellomycota; Kickxellomycetes; Kickxellales; Kickxellaceae. Gene Ontology annotation, biological process: acyl-CoA metabolic process. The record is from RefSeq and is a predicted model, not a curated record. Gene Ontology annotation, cellular component: mitochondrion. The coding region runs from base 1 to 1170 and encodes 389 amino acids.